Chironomus riparius is the source of this 9861-nucleotide messenger RNA. NCBI's taxonomy places the organism in Eukaryota, Metazoa, Arthropoda, Insecta, Diptera, Chironomidae. The record is from the annotation of a GenBank genome assembly.
AAACAAUAAGACAACAAAUAAUUGAAAAAAUAAAGGAAUUUCAAACAUUUUCAAAAAUUAAAGUUUUAAGCAUGUUAAUCAACUCAAAAUAUAAUUAAAACAUGGAUAAAACAGAGAACUCAUUAGCUAGUUCCGCGGCAGAUAAAACACCUAGUUCUGGUCACCAACAGAGUGACUCAUUAACAACUACAUCUGAGGCUACAAUUGUUUCGUUAGACAACAGUAGUGCUGGAAAUUCGCCUAUAAGAAAAUCAUUAAAAACGGAUUAUGAUGAUGAAAUAUCAAAUCAGGAAAUAGACAUUGUCAAGUCGCCAAUUUUUAAUACAAUACCACUUUCGACACGAUCAAGCUUGCUACCCUGGAGUCCUCAAAAUCGCUCAUCCUCUCUUGCUGCAUCUGGAUUUUCAAGCAGCGAAAAUAUGUUUGGAUCAACGGAAAAUUUACGUCCUGGUGAAAUUGUCAUGCGAAUUUUAUUCGCUGACUUUACAUUACAAGCUGAAAAGAAGAUUGAAGGUGUUAUGCUGGAGAAUUCUGAAAAGCAAAUAUCGAAAAUAUUGCAACGAGGAGAAGAUACACAAUUUGAUCAACUAUUGUCCGCUUUGGGCUCAGUUGCUGAACAUUGUUUGCCAUCAUUAUUGAGAGCCCUUUUAGCAUGGCAUCGACGACAGAUAUCAGAUGCAGAAUUUAAGACAUUGAAUUUAAAGAAAUCAGAUAUUGAUUGGAAUUUAAUUGGAACGUCAAGUGACUUGGAAAUUCAAUUACAGCGACGUGAAGCUGCAGUUGAGUUUAUUUUUUGUUUGGUACUACUUGAAGUAUUAAAACAACUUCCAUUUCAUCCUGGAAAUGACGACAUAAUAAAGAAUAUUGAAAACCUCGCUUUUCGUCAUUUUAAAUAUCGAGAAGGAAUACAAAACUGUCCAAAUGCUUACAAUAUUCACAUUAUUGCUGAUCUUUACGGAGAAGUUGUAGGCACUUUGGCUCAAAGUAGAUUUGCAUCUAUCAAAAAGAGAUUUAUGUCAGAAUUGAAGGAAUUAAGAUCAAAAGAGCCAUCACCUCAUACGACGCAAAGCAUAAUCAGUCUUUUAAUGGGAAUGAAAUUCUUUCGAGUCAAAAUGGUUCCAAUUGAAGAGUUUGAAGCCUCAUUUCAAUUUAUGCAUGAAUGUGCUCAGUAUUUCUUAGAAGUUAAAGAUAAGGAUAUUAAGCAUGCAUUAGCUGGCCUUUUUGUCGAAAUAUUAGUACCUGUAGCAGCAGCUGUGAAGAAUGAAGUCAACGUUCCGUGCGUCAAAAAUUUUGUUGAUCUUCUAUACUCACCCACACUUGAUGCUUGCACGAAAAAUAAACAUCGAUUAGCUCUGUUUCCAUUGCUUACAUGUCUACUCUGUGUAUCACAGAAAACUUUUUUCCUCAAUAAUUGGCAUUAUUUCCUUGCGAUGUGUUUGAGUAAUCUGAAGAAUCGUGAUCAGAAAAUGAGUCGUGUUGCUCUUGAAUCUUUAUAUCGACUUUUGUGGGUUUAUAUGAUUCGAAUUAAAUGUGAAUCAAAUCAGGCUACUCACUCUCGCCUACAGAGUAUUGUGAAUUCUUUAUUUCCUCGGGGUAGCAAAGCAGUUGUACCGAGAGACAUGCCAUUGAAUAUUUUUGUAAAAAUUAUUCAAUUCAUUGCUCAAGAAAGACUCGAUUUUUCAAUGAGGGAAAUAGUCUUUGAGUUGUUGUGGGUUGGACGUCCAAUAAAGAUUAUAAUGACACCAGAACGAAUGAGUAUCGGAUUAAGAGCAUUUUUGGUAGUCGCAGAUUCAUUACAACAGAAGGACGGAGAACCUCCCAUGCCUCGAACAAUUCCAAUUUUGCCUUCUGGAAACACUUUGAGAGUUAAGAAAACAUAUUUGACGAAGUUGUUGACAGAGGAUAUGGCAAAAAGUAUCGGAAUUCAUAAUUAUUUCCCACAUGUUCGACGAGUAUUUGUUGAUAUUUUGCGAGCACUUGAUGCAUCACUUGGACGACCUUUUAUGAUGACAAAUACUCAAAAUGUGAAUAAAGAACCUGAAGAAUUAUUAACAGGCGAAAGAAAACCAAAGAUUGAUUUAUUCAGAACUUGUAUUGCGGCAAUUCCUCGUUUAAUUCCCGAUAACAUAAGUCAAACAGAACUAGUGGAUUUAUUAGCACGUUGUACAGUUCAUAUGGACGAGGAAUUAAGUGGAUUAGCAUAUCAAUCAUUGCAAACACUCGUCAAAGAUUUCCCUGACUGGAGGCAGCAUGUCAUUCAAGGCUUCACACAAUUUCUGUCUCGUGACGUUAACGAUACAUUCCAUCAAUUGCUUGACAAUGGCUUAAAAAUGCUUCAUUUAUUAUUAAAUACAUGGAAAGUUGCAUUAGAGAAAUUACCAGCAACUACACAAACAGUUAUCGUCAAGUCAGCUCCAGUUCCGUUACAAACUCAAGCUUCAAAUGAUGUCAUGUCGACGUAUACGACUACAACAACAAUGGGAACUAUCGCAACAGUCAUUUCUGCAAAAGACUCUGGAUAUAUUUCGUCACAAACUAAUCAACAGCAUUCGAUAGGAACGACAAGUACGAAUUCUAGUGUAAAUUCUAAUAGCGGAAUACAUCCAUUAAAUACUGGCGCUACAUCAAAUGUUCCAAUUGAUGUCAACAAGAAGCAAGAAGUUCCAAUUUCAACAACAUUAAAUCUUGUUGAAGGAUUAGCUCUCGUUACUUUGUGUAAUUAUAGAGCACCUCCACGAAGAUUAGCAGUUCAUAUUUUGAAGGAAGUUAAAUUAAUCAAAAAAUUACUUGGGUUGCCUGAAACUGAACCACCUCUCAUCGAUGUCAUUGAUAAAUGUUGUCCUAAGCUCCUGGAUUCAUUGAUGCCAAUGUUACCUCAAAGUGAACGUACAGCAAUAUUAAAUGCAAAUGUUAUUGAUUUACAAUGGAUUAUUGAAAGAAAUAGCAAUAUUUGGAGUGUAGGAUAUAUCGAAGAUUCUGUAAAGACGUCAGCAACUACACAAAGCUCAACUCAAUUAGCUUCAAAUAAUAAUAACAAUAGUACGAAUGGUCAAUUUGAUCCAUGGGCUAUGGUUCUCUUUGGGUUUAUGGAAAGGAAUAAUGUCAUGCAACAAUGUCCAAUUGUUGUCGCUCAAGCAUGGCCUUUAUGCUAUCAGCGAAUCCAAAGCUUGUAUACUAUUAUUGACCCAACACCUGUAAGUGAUAAUCGUGCUUCUCUACUGAGAAGCUCCACACCAGCCAAAAAACCAUUGACCGAAAGUCAACGUGACUCGUUCGUAAAUUUAUGGAAAAAUCAGAUAAAAAUGGCAAUGAGAUUAAUUCCAUCAGUUGUUUCACCCGUCAGUUCUAUAAGAUGUGCAUCACCUGACCUUAGCUUGAGCUCAUCUCCUGAUUCAAUGAAUACUGAUAGAAAUGAUAAAAAUAGUAGUGGACUGACAACAGCGGUAUAUAAAUUAAUUGUCCCGUUAUUGAGGUGUGAAGUAGCUGAUAUAAGAGAUGCGGCUGUCAAUGCAUUAGGGCUAAUUAAUCCUGAUGCAUUAAAAGAUUUAAUGGAGGAGCUUGUGCCUUAUAUAAGGGAAGCAGUUGACAAGAAACAGGAAAAUAUGAGAAGACGUCGUCGCAGAGAUGCAUUGAGACUACAACUUGUCAAAGUUUUGAAAUUGAUUGCCGAAAAUGGAACAUUUGGUGAAAGCUCGUGUGUUCUAGAACGUGAAACUUUACAUCCCACAUUUGUUGAUUAUAUGGAGGGCGCGAGACUGUAUUUGGAAGCAGAAAUUGAUAAAGACAACAGUAAUAUGAGGGAAGUAAAAAUUCAUUUUUGUGAUUUCAUCAGAAUAAUGAUCAAAAAUUUCUCGUUGGAAACGUGCAACACUUUAUUGUCGAGAGAUUUAAAGAGAAACUUGUUCAAUCUAUUUACUUCAUGGUGUGGUCAAUAUGCAAAACCUUUAGGCGUAUCGAGCAAUAUCACAUCGGCAAAUCCUGAUGAAGAAAAAUUACAAUUUAGUGCACUACAGGCAAUGUCGGCUCUUUUAUGCUGUGGCGGAUGUUUCGAUACUCAAAAUUUGAGCGAGGACGGCAACAUCUAUUCUUGGCUUGAUUUACUUUUAACGUCCUCUGAUGAUAAGAUUUAUCAACUUGGAAAAGAUACUGUAGUUUUGCUAUUAGAAUGUAAUCCAGAUGCUGGCAUGCUAUUGGAGUGGGUGAUUGAUCGAUGCUAUACAGCCACAUAUAAAGAGGCUGAUGCCUGCUUUUUUGCUCUCGCAUCAAUUUUCAAUGUCAAAGAAUAUCCAUGUGAUCACUAUACAUCUGUUAUUGCUGUAACCCUCGUAAUGUGUGGAUGUCCUAGAGUCGAAGUUCAAACAACUGCUCUGCAAUUACUACAAAUAUUGGAUAAACGAUUUUUUGGCACAACCAGUGUUCUUCAAGGCGAGAAGGAAAAAGACGAUAAAAAUUGCACCUUAGAUGGAGCUUUGGAUAAAUUGUAUUGUCGUUCGCAAAUGUAUCUCUCGCGUCAAAUGUCGCGAUUAAGGCCUGAGAUGACAAUGCCGAUGUUUUCAGAGAUUACUUGCCGUUUUCAAACUGCACGAACUGACGUCCGCUUUUUACUCCUACAAUGCCUGCUUCCGUGGCUUGAGAAUAUGGAGCUGCUCGCCUCAAAUGUACCACCGACUGUAUCACCUUUGUCAUAUAUUAUGUAUUAUCCUGACUCAGGAUUGAAAGGUCGACGAGAUGGUGCUGGAUCGACUGAGGCUACAGAAAUGAUUUUGAACAAUUUGUUUUACAUUACGGCGAAGUUCUCAGAUUCACAUGGCCGUGAAAUUGAGGAAUUGUGGGGAAUUUUAUCGCAAUGCUGGCCGAAUAAUUUGAAAGUCAUACUCAGAUAUUUAGUAAUAAUAUCAGGACUAGCACCAAAUGAGCUUUUAUGCUAUACAAAGAGAGUAGCUUUAUAUCUAGCACGUUCAGCACAAGAGAGAUUUUUGGAUGAAUUGAUGAUUGAACUUCAAACAGUUGAGACAUUAAAUUGUCUUAUCGAGAGAACUGAACAUCCACCAUUUUAUCGUUUGACGAGCAUGAGAAAGACUUCUAGUCAUUCAGACGGUGCUGCUAAUAACGAUCCAAAGGUACAAGAGGUAGCUGUUGAGAAAGGAACCAUCCACACGAAACGACAUGCGAAAAAUGAUGAUGAUAAAGGAACAUGCAAAUCUGACAGUGCUUUACGAGCUCUCAUGAACAGUAACGUUUAUCGACCGCCUAGAGGAAGCGAUAAGAUUAGAACAGCAUCAGGUCCAUCCGUUUUACCGCCAAGACAUGAAGAUAUAAUAAUUCAAAAUGAAAAUGAGAUCCAGUCAAUGGAAAAUAAUCUUCAAACGAAAGGUGAACAUCAACACUAUGUUCAUCCACAUCCACUUCCAAUGCCUGAAUAUGGUGGAUAUUUUGCUCCAUUGAAUAAAAUAUUGCCGGAUACAAACUUACCGAUAAGUGGAUUUCAUCGAUGUAAUGUUGCCGUUAUGCUUCUCACGGAAAUUGUUAUAGAUGGAAUUAAUGGAAUCGAUUGGACACUACAUUUGCCUCUUAUGCUACACAUAUUGUUUUUGGGAUUAGAUCAUACAAGAAAUACGGUUAGAGAUCAUUGCAAGCAGUUGCUGUUGAACCUUCUUUUUGUACAAUCAAAACACAAUGAUCAUUUGGGAUUGGCAAAAGUUAUGCUGAAUAGUCAAACGAAAAUAAUGGGAUUAGGCCUGGCAUGCACAAACACAUCUAUAUUGUCGAAUAAUUUUACAGAAUUUGACCAGGAAUUUGAUAGCUACAUGCUAGGUCCAGCAGUUCUUCCAGAUUUAUUAGGACAAAGUCAAUCUAACUUGAGAGUAAAUGACGAAACAAAUGCUGAGAAUGAGAAUGCAGAAAAUGUUGAGAAUAUCGAAAUACCGACAAUCGUAACAGAAGAAAAUCCCAUUCCACAGACUGGUCCAUUAAUGGAUAUAUCUCAUGUUAUUAAAAGCUUAGUAAUGUUUUUAACGCAAGAAAAUCUUACACAGCCUUUAUGGAAUUAUGAAGACAUAACAGCAAAGGUAUGGGCAUGUAAGUCUGCCGAGCAGUUAACAUGUUUUACACGACACAUUGCAAAAAUUUUCUCUGAAUCACAUCCACAAUCAAGUAUAUCAGAGAGAUGGGCACAAACUGCUCUGCAAUUAGGAUUAAGUUGUUCAUCACGACAUUAUGCUGGUAGAUGCCUCCAAAUAUUCCGAGCACUUAAUGUACCAAUCAAUUCUCGAAUGCUCUCUGACAUCUUAUCAAGAUUAGUGGAAACAGUCGCUGAACAAGGCGAAGAUAUGCAAGGAUAUGUCACAGAAUUACUUUUGACAUUAGAAGCUGCCGUUGACAGUUUAGAUUCAGAUUUCCGUCCAUUAGAUGUGAUGAAAGAUAUUUUUAAAAGUACGCCCAAUUUAAACAAUAAGGAGGUUGCAUUGUUGACUUCAAACAAGCGAGCAAGUGAUGGGAAUCAAGUAUCUCCAUUGACAACCAAUAAUGUCAUGUCAGCUGGAAAUCAUGCAAGAAGCACAAGCUAUUCCGUAACAUAUUGUGCAAAGAAAACAGCAAAUUUACCAAUGGAAGUAAAAGAAUUAAGGAACAGAACAGCCACAAACAUUGAACUCGAACGAACACACUCGAAAUUCCCAAAUUCAUUAUCACGUUCACGUUCCGCACAAAGCUUGAAGUUUGGAUCCGAUACAACAAGUCAGGAUGAUAAAAUGACUAUAUUAGCACAAUUAUUUUGGCUUGGUGUAUCGCUCCUUGAGAGCGAUUAUGAACAUGAAUUUUUAUUGGCACUUCGAUUACUCUCGCGUGUAUUGCAUCGAUUACCGUUGGAUAGACCAGACGCACGCGAUAAGGUGGAAAGAUUGCAGAACCAAUUGAAAUGGAACAAUUAUCCGGGAGUUCAUGCACUUUUAUUGAAAGGUUGCACGCAUAGUGUUACUUAUGAGCCAUCUGCUGCUCUUUUGUCCCAAUUAAUUCCAAUUUUAAAUUUACCCGUUUGUGAUCCCACACAAAGCAGUGCAUUUGCAAUGAAUGUGAUCGCAUUAUUACCUUACAUGCUGUUAAAUUAUGACAGUGGAAAUGAGAUUUGCAUACAAAGUGCUGAAAAUAUUGCACAAGUUGCAACUGAAAUGGGAUCAAAAUUGGAAAACCUCGGUACAGUUAUGACUUUAUAUAGCCGUAAAACUUUCAGUAAGGAAAGCUUCCAGUGGACAAAAUGCGUCAUAAAAUAUUUGCAUGACACCUACGCUCAUCUUGGCAUAAAUAUGCUUGCCUUCCUCAUAGAAGUUCUCGAGAAGACACAGCAAGUUCAACUUCAGGUACUGAGUGUCAUCCAUUGUUUACUUCAUUACGUCGAAUUGUCAACACCGCAAGCACAAAUAAUAAGCAGCGAUUUAUUGAGAGUUGUCGCAAAACAUUUGGAUAGCCCUAAUUGGAGAGAAGCACUGAAGAUUUUAAAAUUAAUUGUAACAAGAAGUUCUACACUCGUUUUGCCACAAGCAUCAUCGUCUGUUGACCGUUCAACAAACUUCUUCCAAAAUCUUCAUGGCAGCUAUAGUGACUCGGAAGUAUUCUGCAAAAAGGAACUGGCAGGACGAACAAUGGACUUUUCAUACGAUGUCUCCCAGACACCUUUAAUUGGACGAAGAUUAUUAUUAAAGCCUGAUCUUGAAACGAAUGUGAGCACACAAGCGAAAAUUUCACAGCCUUCAAGUUCGAAUAUUGGAGGAACAAGUUCACCACGAAGAAGCACGAGCUUAUCUCCUGCAGAUACAGCACCAUUAAGCGGAUGGAAAAGACCAUGGAUGUCUCAAAGUCGUGUGCGUGAAUGUCUGGUAAAUUUGUUGACAGCAUGUGGCCAACGCGUGGGUUUGCCAAAGAGUCCAUCGGUAAUCUUCAGUCAAUCAUCGGACUUAUUAGAACGUCAAUCAUCAGCAUCGUCAACAGAGGAUACAUCUGGUGCACAACAAGACUUAAGUGGAGGCUCAAGACGUGAUGAUGGACCACCCGAUUUUGGUGUGUUUAAAGACUUUGAUUUUCUUGAGUAUGAGAGCGAAAGCAUUGAAGGAGAGUCAACAGACAACUUUAAUUGGGGCGUACGAAGACGUCCUUUAUCGGAGGGUGAUAGUGAGCCAUUGACAAAAACACAUUCGAAUGUAAAUGAUGAAAGUGUCAGUGAAAAGACACCAGUAAUGAGUAAGAAGCGCAGAGUUAAUCCUGAUGACAGUUCCGAUGAAGAAGCAGAAUCACCAUUGGAUGAGGAUAAACCAAGUUUCCAAAAAUCUUAUGGCGCUCCGACACUUUCAUUAAGUUUACGUGAAAGAAGACGAAGAGAUUCAGUAUCGAGAAGUGACACAAGUGGUUCUAGUGCUGGUGAUUUGGACAUUACUCCAUGUAAUGCAUCUCCACAUUUGCCUGGCAUGCUAACAUUUAGAGCAUCGACGCGUGAUGAAAGUGAAGAAAGUUGGAGAAAAUGUUUACUCGCACUGCUUGUUAAUCAGCCCUCAUCACAUCCCCCCAUACUGCUUCAUCAAUUAUACAAAUUAAUACGAGAAUUGACGAUAAAGUGUAAUGAAAUAUCCAAGGACUGUAUUAAGUAUUUUACGGGAAAUUUGACGCCCUUGGGCAAUCGAAUAUCGAUUUUAUCAGAUUUAUUAUCUUCGAAGGGAGAACCUCCCAAAUUAUGGUAUAAUCAGCAAGUUGCAAGUACUCCAAGACUUGUCGAAUCAUUACGUUAUUCCGUAUUAGAAAUUCAAGAGCAUUUGGAGACAUUCUUUGAUCGAAAGGAUCAUGUCAUGGAGGGAAUUGAGUCAAUCAAAUCAUCUAUGAAAUUCAACAUUUUUGGAGAUGUGGAACAAAUGAACGAAAGUACAUCUAGCACCGACCAGAUUUCAUUAGAUCCCGGAAUUUCUGAAAUUCUCAUCGACCUUGGACGUGGAUUGUAUAAGUUAAUGUUUCAAUUACUUUUGUUGAUAGAAGCUGAUCAUAAAAUUGCUAUACAAAUCUAUCAGAAUUUACAAAAGAAUGAGUUGAUGUACGAUAUGUCUGAAGAAUAUUUGAAAAUCAAAGGAGCAAUAUUGCGGAGCAUAGAUGAUGUAGAACUCGAAUCGUUGGAUACCUCAACAUCAACAGAAGGUGAAAGUACAACUCCUACACACUCGUCACCAUUACCGAUGAAUACGAGUGAUUUUGAAAAUACAAUUUAUGAAUUGAUUGACAAACAAAGAUGGCAUGCGACAAUACAGCACGUUAAACAAUAUAAACAAGUAUCUGAUUCGUGCAGUUUCACCGUCGUCAGUUUAGAUAGCAGCUUGUGUGAGGAAUCAAAAUCAUCAGAUGAAAUGUCCAUCAUAAUGAACGUCUAUGCGGAGAGCUUGACAAAACACAAGAAUGAUGCUUUUAUUCUCUCGCGAUCCGAGCCCGAGUUGAAUGAAAUUUAUUCAAUAUUAAUGGAAAAUUUAUAUUACGUGACAGCAGCUAUACAAGAAAUGGAGCUAAAUCUCAAGACGAGUUCAAAUUCAACUGUACGAAUUGAUACCGAUGUCACAACCCUUUAAACAUCCAAUAAAAUAAUAUUGUCAUUUUUCAUAAUAUAUAUCUGAUAUCCUUUUCAUUAUAUUUAUUUUAUUUUAUUUUUCAUAUCUUCUUAUUCGAUACUUGAUAAGGCAUAAAAUAUUGCAGAAUGAUUGAAAUUUGAGUUAUUAUGAAUAUUAUUACUUCUUUGUCUUAAAUAAAAAAAAAAGGAAUAAAAAACGUAAAUUGAAAUAAAUUAUUCUUUUGAGGUUUUACUUCCAUUUUUCUGUUUAUUUGUCUCCUUUGCUUUAC